AUUGUAUACUAACACAAAACAACACACACAAAAACACACUCUUUUGUAUAUAUAUGUGAGUGUGUGUGUGUGUAUGUUUAAAGUCAAGAAAACAGCCAAUCAGAAGUGAUAUUACCUCACAAGAUGACAAAAAUGUUGAGAUAUAAAUAGAGAAGCCAACGCCUUGCAAACAUUUCAAACACUCACUCCUCUCCUCUUAGCAUUUCUCUCUUCACCACCUAAAGAAAAAAAACAAGACAAAAAACCAGAAUUUGAUCAGUAAUUUAUCUUAAGCUCCUUGAUCACUCUUUACCCAAAAAAGAAAAGAAAAGAAAAGAAAAUGGUGGGCGCAUACAGCAGCACUGAUCUUCCUCCCGGUUUCAGAUUCCAUCCCACUGAUGAAGAACUGAUCAUGUUCUAUCUCAAGAACCAGGCUACAUCAAGAACCUGCCCGGUUUCGAUAAUACCGGAAGUCGAUAUCUACAAAUUUGAUCCAUGGGAGUUGCCUGAGAAAGCAGGAUUUGGAGAGAGUGAGUGGUACUUCUUCAGCCCCCGAGACAGGAAGUAUCCGAACGGGGUUCGCCCGAAUCGAGCAGCUGUUUCCGGGUACUGGAAGGCUACAGGCACAGACAAGGUGAUCUACAGCAGAUCAAAAUUUGUAGGUGUGAAGAAGGCUCUUGUUUUCUACAAGGGGAAGCCGCCGAAGGGCGUCAAGACUGAUUGGAUCAUGCACGAGUAUAGACUGGGCGAAUCGAGGCCGCAUCCGAGCAAGCAGAAUGGCUCCAUGAGGUUGGAUGAUUGGGUUCUAUGUCGGAUCUACAAGAAAAAGAAUCUAACAAAGGCCCCUGAGCAAAGAGUCGAAGACUCGUUAACUCAGCCUGUGAUUGCCAAUGAUGUUAUGGAACCACAGAUGCACAAGUUCCCGAGAACUUGCUCUCUAACUCAUUUAUGGGAGUAUGAAUACAUGACCUCAAUCACCCAACUCCUGGAUGAAAAUGCAUACAAUGCGCCCUUCAACAAUCAAGAAGCGAUAUUCGAAAAUGGGGGCGAAAAGUACCAGCCAGGGCAAGUUCAGCUACCUUACACAGACGCCACGAAACUCCAAGUCCAUCAGUCGAUUUUUGUGAAUCCAGUGUCUCAACUGCAGUGAACAAGAACAACAUCGGAUUAAGGAACUAAGCCAGCAGCAAGUGUACAGAGAAUGUUGGCGAAAAAUGAUCUUCGUCAACUGUGCAGAUAGCUUGAUCAUAGUAGCUGGUGGUGGACAAGUCCAACUGCUGUUAAGCUACAUACUUCUAAUCUAGUGGUGUUGGGCCAUAGAUCAAUUUAUGAUUGCUUUUAGAUUUGUGCUAUAUGCUUUUUGGUGAUAUAAAGAUUUUCCUAUUUGUGCUAAA
Messenger RNA from Salvia miltiorrhiza (redroot sage), 1373 nucleotides. RefSeq names its product NAC domain-containing protein 2-like. Lineage: Eukaryota; Viridiplantae; Streptophyta; Magnoliopsida; Lamiales; Lamiaceae. Gene Ontology annotation, molecular function: DNA binding. The record is from RefSeq and is a predicted model, not a curated record. Bases 320 to 1129 code for a protein of 269 amino acids. Gene Ontology annotation, biological process: regulation of DNA-templated transcription. The transcript is spliced from 3 exons.